Molecule: messenger RNA, 219 nt
Organism: Histoplasma mississippiense
Lineage: Eukaryota; Fungi; Ascomycota; Eurotiomycetes; Onygenales; Ajellomycetaceae
Exons: 2
Coding region: 1-219 (72 amino acids)
Biological process (GO): nucleobase-containing compound metabolic process
Cellular component (GO): cytoplasm
Molecular function (GO): ATP binding; AMP kinase activity
Source: RefSeq, a predicted model, not a curated record
AUGGCUCGCACAGUAAGGCAGCUGAAAAAGGCAGCUCGCAUUAUCCUUGUUGGGGCCCCCGGAGUUGGAAAAGGGACCCAGACUGAACGGUUGAUCAAGAGGUAUCCCCAACUCGCAUCCAUCAGUUCAGGGGACCUUCUUCGAGAGAAUGUCCGCAGCAAGACACCACUAGGCCUCAAAGCGGAAUCCACACAUUCUCGCCGGAGAUCUUGUCCCUGA